AGCAAAUGUCUCUUGUCCUGCUUACACACACAAACACACUCACCACGUGCCUGUUUGUCUGUCCGUCUGUUUUUGGGCACUAAAGAAGGGGAGAGGAUCCACCAUCUAAUCACAACUGCUGAAUCUCCCACCUGAAAAUUUGUACCAUGGACGCAGCAGAGUUCCGGCGCAGAGGGAGAGAGAUGGUGGACUUUGUGGCGGACUACCUGGAGAACAUAGAACAGCGACCUGUCUACCCAGAUUUGGAACCGGGGUAUCUUCGUUCCUUGAUCCCCACUGAGGCCCCACUGGAGCCUGAGAAUUAUGAGGAUAUUAUAAAGGAUGUGGAGAGGGUCAUAAUGCCAGGGGUCACCCACUGGCACAGCCCGUAUUUCUUUGCCUACUUUCCAGCUGCUUCCUCUUACCCUGCCAUGUUGGCCGACAUGCUGUGUGGAGCCAUUGGCUGUAUUGGAUUCUCUUGGGCUGCCAGCCCUGCCUGUACAGAGCUGGAGACAGUGAUGUUAGACUGGCUGGGGAAGAUGCUGCAACUGCCUGAACAUUUUAUAGCCGGGACUCACGGUCACGGAGGAGGUGUCAUCCAGGGCACAGCCAGUGAGGCAACCCUGAUGUCCCUGCUCGCUGCUCGCUGUAAAGCUAUCCGACGAGUCCAUGCUUCCAUUCCUGAAAAUUCGGAGGCUGAUAUCCUCUCCAAACUGGUGGCAUACACCUCUGAGCAAGCUCAUUCCUCAGUGGAGCGUGCUGCUCUGAUUGGAGGAGUGAUGAUGAGGAAGGUUCCUACAGACAACAGCUAUGCUGUCAGAGGGGACAUGCUUAAGAAGAUUGUGGAGGAGGACAAAGCAGCUGGACUCAUCCCUUUCUAUUUCUGUGCGACUCUUGGCACCACUCCAUCAUGUGCUUUUGAUCACAUCACCGAGCUGGGGCCCUUAUGUAAUGAGGAAAAUAUGUGGAUGCAUAUUGAUGCAGCAUAUGCUGGGAGUGCAUUUAUCUGUCCUGAGUUUAGGCCUUUGCUGAAUGGCGUGGAGUUUGCAGACUCUUUCAACUUCAACCCACACAAAUGGCUUCUUGUCAACUUUGACUGCUCUGCAAUGUGGGUGAAGAAGAGAGCAGACAUUAUUGGAGCCUUCAAGAUGGAACCACUCUACCUGAAACACGAAAACCAGGAGUCAGGGCUGGUCACAGAUUAUAGGCACUGGCAGAUUCCACUGGGAAGAAGAUUUCGCUCACUAAAGAUGUGGUUUGUUUUCCGUUUGUAUGGACUUAAAGGCCUGCAGGCUCAUAUACGGAAGCAAGUGGACUUGGCCAAGGAGUUUGAGAGUCUGGUACGGGCAGACAAGAGGUUUGAGAUCUGUGCUGAGGUCAUCAUGGGACUGGUCUGCUUCCGGCUCAAGGGCUCCAACGAGCUGAACCAGAACUUGCUGAAAAGGAUCACUGAGAGCAGGGAGAUCCACCUGGUGCCUUGCCAGCUCUCUGGCCGCUUUGUCCUGCGCUUUGCCAUCUGUGCACGCUCCACUGAGUCACGUCACAUCCAGCAAGCAUGGCGGCACAUCACUCAGCUGACCUUUGAGCUUUUGCAGGAGCCCAAUCAUUGACCAAAAGUCGAGGAAGGAGCUGUCCACUCUGAUGCCUAAAUGAGGACCAAAGUUAGGACAAAAAUUGAGUUUCAUGUUGCAGAUGUAAAAUGUCAUAAAGGGAAUGAACAAUGAUUUCACAGCUCAAUUAGCAGUCAGGUGUUUCUGUCUGCAGUUAUCCUGUCUAGUAAGCAGGCCAUUAAUAACUUAUAACAAAAAAACCCAAUGUUCAAAGGAAAGAUGCAGGUUCCAAAUAUUACAUUUUCUAUCUGCAACUUCUUCUUCCAUUGACUUAGCUUUUAUCUCUUAGUGUUUAAUGAGCAUGUUAUCGUCCUUAUCACAAUGCACCCAUCCCCAUGCAGACUUGUCUUUACUGUUUAUGCUGCUUAUGUGUCUCCUGUGUGUAAAAUUUGGGCUGGGGUGAAUUCAAGAUUUGGUUUGGUAGGUUUGGGAUACAUUUCUUGAGUUCUGCAUUGAAUGUAUUGCACAUUGUGUGUGUGACAGAUUUUUUUUUAGUCCAUGUGCGUCGGCUAUUUUCUGUGGGUGAUCAUACAGAAACGUCUUUUUAUGUGUAUGUGUAGUGACACACUUUAAGUGAAGGACUAGAAAUAAAUGCAUUGUAAUAGUGUGAGGAAGAUGAAUUAAUCACAUCACUUGGCUAUAUAUUGUAUGGGGUCCUUCACAGAGAUUGAGGUUAAAUAAUUCUAACAUUGCUCCUAGUAAUCAGGAUGAACCCCUUUUAUAAGUGCAUUAAUUUAUUUUUGACCUUAUUAGAAAAAAGUAGUUGUAUUUAAUAUAAAUAAUGGCAGGCAAUGGCCUAUCAGAAUUAUUAUUUUUUACCAUAAAUCUUAUCUUAUUAAUCUUAUUAAUCUGUACAGUGUCUUAUGCACAGAUGGCCAGUAUUACCCAAAACUGUAGCAAAAGACAAUCACUCUUUCACUGAAGGUCAGUUGGAUGAGAAUUAAAGUAUGCUACUUUUUGGGUACACAGGACCACUAUUUGUUUCCUUCUCUCAAUCAUUACAAUUAUACUGGGAAUUUAUUAGUGACACAGACUUAACAUGAUUGCCUUGUACUGUAUAGUAUUUUGUAUUUUAUUUAUUUCAGGCAGAAACAAAUGAACAAAUGACUAGAGUUGAAAGAAAUUUAAAUCUAAGUCAAUACAUUCAAUAUUCUGAGUGCACACUGUCUAACACUGAUUCUGUGUGCCAAUACAGUAAGGUCAUUCAAGUGUACCAUUGUGUUUAAGAGGAAUCCAGAAUCGUUUAUAUUCCCAACAUAUCUCUCAUCGUAUAUGUUUAACCUUUAGCAUCAAGAUUUAAGGCAUGAUGCUGUCAUGAUGAACACAUGUAGUUAAAAAAAGAAUAGUGUCCUCUCUGUUGUCCACAUGCACAAUAUGUCUUGUCGCUAUGGUUUUUAGCUCGCUAAUCCUUCACAUUUGUCUGCCAGGAGAUAUGUAAAUCUGUGGCGUGACAUCACCAAACCUUGUUGUUAAUUCAUAUGAUUGUGUCAGUCAGCUGCUGUUGCUGAUCCAGGUGUUUUCUUUUUGGCUUGAUUGUGUGCUGCAUGCAAUGAUAUAGGUUUAUUUUAUUAAAGUGUACUGUGGUCUG
Molecule: messenger RNA, 3177 nt
Organism: Dicentrarchus labrax (European seabass)
Lineage: Eukaryota; Metazoa; Chordata; Actinopteri; Moronidae
Gene: ddc
Product: dopa decarboxylase
Exons: 14
Coding region: 147-1589 (480 amino acids)
Biological process (GO): serotonin biosynthetic process; amino acid metabolic process; catecholamine metabolic process
Molecular function (GO): pyridoxal phosphate binding; aromatic-L-amino-acid decarboxylase activity
Source: RefSeq, a predicted model, not a curated record